Messenger RNA from Penicillium cataractarum, 885 nucleotides. Its product is annotated as rRNA-processing protein UTP11. The coding region runs from base 1 to 885 and encodes 294 amino acids. Gene Ontology annotation, cellular component: nucleolus; small-subunit processome. The record is from RefSeq and is a predicted model, not a curated record. Gene Ontology annotation, biological process: rRNA processing. The transcript is spliced from 2 exons. Lineage: Eukaryota; Fungi; Ascomycota; Eurotiomycetes; Eurotiales; Aspergillaceae.
AUGUCGUCCAUGCGCAAUGCCGUCCAGCGGCGGCAACACCGCGAGCGUGGUCAGCUCGAGGGCCGUGAGAAAUGGGGUCUUCUCGAGAAGCACAAGGACUACUCCCUCCGCGCCAAAGACUACAAUGAGAAGAAGGCCAAGUUGAAGCGUCUGCAAGAGAAGGCAAAGGAUCGCAACCCCGACGAAUUCAACUUUGGCAUGGUCGGAGCCAAGAACGCUCAACAAGGAAAGCAUGGACGGGGUGUCGGUGUCUCUCGCGACUCGGCCGCUGCUCGCGGACUCACCCACGAUGCGAUCAAGCUGCUCAAAACCCAGGAUCAAAAUUAUCUGCGGACAGUGGGAGAACGGAUACGUCGACAGAUCGAGCGCCUGGAGCAGGAUAUGCAAUUGCAAGACGGGAUGAAUGUGUCUCUGGGUGUGAAGUCUAAGAAGAAGGAGGAGUCAGAAGAGGAGGACGAUGACGAGUUUGACGGAUUCGACGACUUUGAUGAUCUCGACUUUGGCGCCCCAGUGACACCGAAGCCACGCAAGGUCGUAUUCGCGGACGACAAGGGAGACCAGCAAAGUAUGAAACGCCGACGCGAGGACGACGAUGCUAUGGAUGAGGAUAAGGACGAAGUCGAGGAGAAGGCGUCUCAAGCCCGCAAGACUCCCAAGCAACUUGCUGCAGAGAAAGAAGCGCUCCGCGAGGCUCGUCGGGCCCGCAAGAUUCGCAAGCGCGUCAUCGAGGGCCGGGAGAACAAGCUCGCAGCACUGCGCAAACAGUAUGCAGCGAUCCAAAAGGCCGAGCAGGAAGUCGAAUUGCAGCGGGCCAAGAUGGACCGAUCCGUUGGAGGUACCAACAAGACUGGACUCAAGUGGAAGGUUCGUGAGCGCAAGCGCUAA